Messenger RNA from Penicillium verhagenii, 1161 nucleotides. Its product is annotated as Saf4/Yju2 family protein. Gene Ontology annotation, cellular component: U2-type spliceosomal complex; post-mRNA release spliceosomal complex. The transcript is spliced from 3 exons. The record is from RefSeq and is a predicted model, not a curated record. NCBI's taxonomy places the organism in Eukaryota, Fungi, Ascomycota, Eurotiomycetes, Eurotiales, Aspergillaceae. Gene Ontology annotation, biological process: mRNA splicing, via spliceosome. The coding region runs from base 1 to 1161 and encodes 386 amino acids.
AUGCAGGGCUUUAAUAUGGGACGGUAUGUCCCACCGGAUCAAGAAGGCCUGACCACCGGAAACAAGCUCGCCGGCAAACAUCCCCUCGGCGCACGCGCACGCCACCUCAACACCACUGGCGCACUUAUUGUACGUUUUGAAAUGCCCUUCGCGACAUGGUGCACAAACUGCAAACCUCACGAGACUAUCAUCGGUCAAGGCGUGCGCUUCAACGCUGAGAAGAAGAAAAUUGGAAACUACUACUCCACUCCGAUCUACAGCUUUCGCAUGAAACACAUUCCAUGCGGAGGAUGGAUUGAAAUUCGAACGGACCCGCAGAAUACCGCAUAUGUUGUUCACGAAGGUGGACGGAAACGGGAUACUGGUGAUGAUAAACCGCUACAGCCUGGCGAGAUCGCCAUUCGAGCUCCGGGCUUGGAGCCAGAUCCCGCGGAGAAGGACCCGUUUUCCAAGAUCGAGGGAAAGAUGGAGGAUAAGCGCAAGGCCAAUACAGAGGCGAGUCGGAUUCUGGAGUUGCAGGAGAGACAGAAUCGUGAUUGGGAAGAUCCAUACAUGUUGUCGCAAAAACUAAGGCGCACGUUCCGAGCCGAGAGGAAAGGACUCGAGAAGCUGGAGUCGAAUCGCGAGGCUUUGCAAGAUAAAAUGAGCCUGGGAUUUGAUGUUGUUGAUGAAACGGAAGAAGAUCGUCAACGAGCUGGCAUGGUGGACUUUGGCGAUGAUCAGGCUGCUGCUGGAAUCGAAGCUACCCGCGCAAAUCGCAGACGUCCUAUGUUUGAGCAACUGACGUCCAGUGAUACGGCGAAGUCUACCAAAAAUAAUAAGGGGAAAAGCAAGGGAAGUCUAACCCGAACCAAAACUGCUGAGCUUGCUAAGCGUAAAGCUUCGUUACGCGAAGAGCUGGCUGGGAAUACACGUGCAGUUAUCGACCCGUUCUUGAAGGACGCUAGUGAUGAUCCAAGCUCUUGGAGAACGUCUCGGAAGCGGAAAAAGCCCGCCUCGUUGAUUCCUGGCCACCGUGAAGGGACCGAGCCUAGUGAUACGACCGACUCAUCAACAAAGCAUACUUCAACCCCCACGCCGCCAAGCUUGCCAGAAAAUGCUCCCAAGAAACCAUCUGUGCUUCCAAAAGCAUUGUUGGCUUAUGGGUCUGACUCGGACUAG